This is a messenger RNA of Aphanomyces invadans, 920 nucleotides long. RefSeq lists its product as hypothetical. The record is from RefSeq and is a predicted model, not a curated record. Bases 85 to 507 code for a protein of 140 amino acids. NCBI's taxonomy places the organism in Eukaryota, Oomycota, Saprolegniomycetes, Saprolegniales, Verrucalvaceae. The transcript is spliced from 5 exons.
UGUACAUGUCCUUUCCGACCACUUGCGAACUCGUUCGCUACCGAUCGCGACACCCGACGAAGGUCCAUCGGCGAGCACUACGCAAUGAAAGGAUGCGACGUCACAGAUGCAGCAACGCGCUUCGAAAACACAAAAAGGUCAUGGGCGGCGCGGUCGGAGUACGCGGCGCUUCCUCGUGUCGACUGGACCAAGUGCCUUGGUGAGAAAGGCUCGACGUUCUCGUCCAUCUGGUGUUAUAACAGCGAGGACGGUGUAAACGCGCGCGUUGACGAAGAGGAUAGAGAGAACCAUGAGUGCAACCAAACGAACCACAAUACCAGUUAUACGUUCAACGAUGGCAACAUCAUCGACAACCAAGACGAAGAGUUGGCUUGGAUCGUGAACCACACUCGAGACAUCCACGUCGCGCCGCCAACGAGAAAAUACUUUGCGUUGCCGCCUUUCCUCGAGCCCCAACAGGAUUCCCUCCUCCAGUGCACAUGGAGUUGUCACCUCUGGUGCACCUGAUUUGAACUAUCUAGACUCCCCACCCUGGCGCCAAGCAACAACGCCGAAGACAAUUCGCUGUCUCCACUGGAGCCCCCAGUAAGUCUUAAGGUAUCAACAUUGUCACCUCCUUUCCCGCUUUAGAGAGCACAAAAGAAGCGCAAAGCAAACACAAUCUGGUGGCCGGUACGAUGGCCUCAGCUAUCGCCCAUUGAACGAACGCACUGUGCAGGGCGAUUGGAAGUGCAGUCGCUGUGGCAACCACGUACAACACAGUCGUUCUAUGUGUUUUGAUGUGCGAAUGGUCAAAGCACUAACGAUGUCGCCUUCCACGUCUGCCAGAACUUUUCAUACAGAGACCAGUGCAAGCGGUGCAAGUAUGGCAAGUGCGACGCGACUAGUGAUCUUGCUGCGCCUGCAUUCACGACGCACCU